ACUCCAUCGCUUUCCGUUAGUCCAGGAAGUAUUUGUGUUUGUGUUUAGUUGCGCAGUUUUGCGCCGCUGGUUCGCACAUUUACUGCACAACGUGGACUAAAUUAACGUGUAAAAAUGUCCGGGGGAACCCGCUUGGAGAACGCGAACCCGGUGAUCUUCCAGCGGGCAGGCGAGAGGCUGCUGACGGCGACCGAUGAGGAUGAAGACGUCCAUGACCCCAUCGACGACAGAGAAAUAUUCGAUCUGAUCAGAUCCAUCAAUGACCCAGAGCAUCCUCUGUCUCUGGAGGAACUCAAUGUCGUGGAGCAAGUCCGAGUCAAGGUUAACGAUGCAGAGAGCACUGUGGGUAUUGAGUUCACCCCCACCAUCCCCCACUGCAGCAUGGCAACACUCAUUGGCCUGUCAAUCAAAGUCAAGCUGCUGCGCUCCCUGCCAGACAGAUUCAAAAUUGAUGUCCACAUCACUCCCGGGACUCACGCCUCAGAGGAAGCAGUGAACAAACAGCUGGCAGACAAAGAGAGAGUGGCAGCCGCUCUGGAGAACUCAUCGCUGCUGGAGGUGGUCAACCAGUGCCUCUCAACCAGGAACAUCUGAGCAGCCAGUCUGCUUUGUCAUCUUCUGCUGUCAGUCGCAGCACAAUUCUUUGCUCAGCCAAUCGUGUUUGACUUUUUCUUUGAAAGCUGAGAUUUGUCUGCACCCAUCUGUCAUUAAUCCAGGUGUGAAUUGUCUCAACUGGUGCUGGCAGUGAAAUAAAGUCAGUUUCAUAGUUAAGAGUUGAAUGUGUCCACCUGAAGAGGGCAGUAGAAACUGUUACACAUAAUACAGAAUAGUUCGGACAAAGUAAAAAAAAAUAUGAUGAAUCAGCGUGGAAAAGUCGAGACUUUCUGCCUGUCAGAUCAUUCAGUCUAAUUCCAGUUUUAAUUUUUUUUUAUUAAAUUUGUAUUGUAACAUGCAAAGCAUUAUGUUACCAACAGUAUUUGAACUCACCAUCUGCAGAGAGUCUGCAGUAUCAAUCCUCAUUUGUAUAUAACAUUAAUGCUUUGGACAUUUUAUUAAAAAUGCACAGAUCUAUAAUUAAAAAAUGAAGAUAGU
Scatophagus argus is the source of this 1092-nucleotide messenger RNA. It is a transcript of the gene ciao2b, whose product is annotated as cytosolic iron-sulfur assembly component 2B. The transcript has 5 exons. Gene Ontology annotation, biological process: iron-sulfur cluster assembly. Gene Ontology annotation, cellular component: cytosolic [4Fe-4S] assembly targeting complex. Lineage: Eukaryota; Metazoa; Chordata; Actinopteri; Scatophagidae. The record is from RefSeq and is a predicted model, not a curated record. The coding region runs from base 115 to 594 and encodes 159 amino acids.